Molecule: messenger RNA, 6149 nt
Organism: Rhodotorula graminis WP1
Lineage: Eukaryota; Fungi; Basidiomycota; Microbotryomycetes; Sporidiobolales; Sporidiobolaceae
Exons: 5
Coding region: 1-6117 (2038 amino acids)
Biological process (GO): protein import into nucleus; RNA export from nucleus
Cellular component (GO): nuclear pore inner ring
Molecular function (GO): structural constituent of nuclear pore
Source: RefSeq, a predicted model, not a curated record
AUGGCCGCCGUCGUCGCGUCCUCGUCCUCCAUCAGUCACUUAACCUGGAGCCAAGCCCUCGUCCUCCUCGAGUCGCCCUCGCCAAACGGCGUCCCCCCCUCUGCCGCGACCUUCCUCCGCUCUCACCUCGACCAGCUCCAGCGCCCGCACGACCCUUUCCCGCCCAGCCACCAGAGCAAGACCCAGCUCUCGUCCGGCUCCCUCACCGUCGCCAGCCGCCAGCUCGACGUCUCGAAACCCGACCAGCAGCUCGCCCUUGACGUCGCAACCCGCUUCUCGUGCGACGAGCUCGAGGCGUACCACGCACUGCGCCAUGCGCGCCGCGCCAAGGGCACACACCCGGACAAGCUCGCUGAGGACGAGUGGGACCGCAUCACGGCCUGGCUCUUCGAGGAACGCAUGGCCGUCCUCGCCGUCGUCGCCCUCUUGUUGCGCAGCUACGACGACCCGGCUCACGCCUGCUACGAGCUCGCACUCGAGCUCGUCCCCGAGAUCGUCACGCCCUCCUUCACCUCGUCCCUCCUCGCCGCCUUCACCCGCCGCACGUCGCAGCACCUCCCCGACGCCGUCCGCCCCUCGCGCACCCACUCGGCCUUCUGGACCAAGCAGCUCGUGCGCGAGCAAAAGACGCUCCUCGAGCUCGUCUUCCUCGCCUACUACUCGCCGCGCCCGGCCGACGGCCUCGAGCUCGCGCGCGUCCUCGAGGCCAUCCAGGCGACCGAGUUUGGCCAGCGGCAAGAGCUGUUCGGCCACUUUGACGCCGAGGCGCAGGGCGUCGUGCGCGAGAUCGGCGACCUCUUGACCGUCGUCGCUCUCGAGGCGUGCAACCUCGAGCAGGCCAUGGAGGCCGAGUACCCGAUCGGCGCGCCGGGCGAGGCCGUCGUCGACCCGUCGAGCGUGUACCACCCGUCCAACCUCGUCAAGGUGACCGAGCUCGUCGAGGCCCUCGCCGGCGCCGCGCGCGCGUCGCCCAUCCUCCUCGCGUGGGCGUUCCUCCUGUCCAAGGUCACGGCGUCGCUCCUCGAGCGCGGCGUCCCCGAGGCGUACCACGACUUUGCCGAGCAGUCGCUGCGCGUCGAGGCGCCGUCGAGCUCGUCGCGCUCGUCGACGCAGCCCCUGUUCCAGCUGUACGCCGCGCACGCCCUGUCGCCUGCGUCGGCCUUCUUCCCCGUCCUCCUGUCGAUCCUCCGCUCGCCCCUCCUCGGCCACUCGGCGCAGCGCGAGUCGUUCUCGGCCGCCGCCAACCACGAGCCGAACGCGAUCGGGUACCUCUCGGUCCUGCGCGGCCUCGUCACGGCCAUCCCGAACCUCGUCCGCCUCCCGUACCUGUCGUCGACCCAACUCUCGGCCCUGUACGACGCCUACGCCGCCCUGUACGGCAACGCGUCGUCGGCCGUCCUGUGCGCCCAGUUCUGGAACGACCAGGCCGUCCUCAACGCGGCUCUCGACGGCGCCGACGACGACGAGUCGAGCAUGCUCGUCGAGCGCACGGCCCAGAGCGCCGGCGAGAACGACAUUGUCGACCUCGCGCGCUCGAGGUUCCCGCUCCAGUUCGGCGGCCUGACGCAGCUCGUGCGCGCCCUGUGCGCCGGCGCCGCGGGCCUCGUCCCCACCGAGCACCCGGGCGGCGGCAGCCCGGCCGCGUCGAGCGACGACGAGCUCCUCGCGGCGCGGUGCGCCCAGAGCACGUUCGCAUACCUCGCGACGCUCCCGAGCCUGACGCACGUCGUCCCCUCGGCAUCGGUCCCGGGCGUCGGCGCCGCCGCGCCGCUCCCGUACGAGGUGGCGGCGUACCCGGAUCCCGACACGGGCUACGCCUACCGCGCGACGAGGCCGAUCGGCGUCAGUCGCAGCGUCGCGAUCCCGGUCGGCGCCCAGGGCCGCCUCGUGUCGCAGCAGGGGACCAAGCCCGUCGUCGUCGCGUGGGACGUCGAGUGGUCCGCCUGGCGCCUGUUUGCCGACGUCCUCGAGGACUACGCGGGCGUCAAGGGCCGGGCAGGGGCUGGAGGAGGAGCGGGCGCGAGGAGGGACGUGUUCGGGAGCAAGGAGGCGCAGACGGACGGGCUUCCGAUGGAGUGGGACAGCGAGGACGAGCACGACCGCGACGUGACGGCCGUCCUCGACAUCUUGCGCAUCACGCUCCACAGCGACCACUCGCUCGCCGUCGCCCUCAUCGACCACCUCGCGACCGCGCCCGGCCGCCUCGCCGAGUCGGCCGACCCGGCCUCGGCGCGCAACAGCUUCGUCGAGGUCCUGUUCCGCAUCCUCGAGCGCUCGCUCGCGCCCAACCUCGACCGCCCGCCGCCGACCGCCCUCGUCAGCUCGCUCCUCGGCCUCAUCGCCGCCCUCCUCCCGUCGUUCCCGGGCGUCAUCUGGACCUACCUGCGCGGCUCGGCCCUCCUGUUCCCGUCGACCAAGGCGUCGUCCAACUCGGCGAGCGAAUUCGGCUACGGCGCCGGCGCAGCCGGCCUCGCCUCGUCGUCGUCGUCGUCGGUGCGCCCGCAGGUCCUCCACGCCGAGCGCCUCUCGGGCCAGUACCCGGUCACGCUCGCCCUCCUGUCGCUCGUGCACGCCCUCGUCCUCGAGGAGCAGGUCGCCGCGUGCGUCACGCGCAGCGACUUUCGCGAGACCAAGCACGGCGUCCUCGUGCGCGCCCUCGCGUGGGUGCGCGACACGGUGUGGCUGAGCUUUAGCGCGUGGCGCUUCGCGAGCCUCGUCGAGAAGUACGAGCUCGCGCGCCGGUGCACGUCCGUGUUCAAGCUCGUCCUCGAGGAGUCGGCCGUCGCCGCCUCGACCGCGUCGUCGUCGUCGAGCCAGGUCGUCCAGGUCGUCACCGACGCGUUCGUCGGCCCCAAGGCGACCGUCGCCCAGCUGUCGCCCGUCCUGUCGACGCUCGCAUCGGGCCCGGACGCCAUCCUCCUCCUGCGCAAGGCCAGCCGGUUCGCCGACGCUCAGGCCCUCGAGGACCUCGUGCGCUCGUCGCUCAACCUCGUCCUCGGCCUGUUGCGCCUUCGUCGCCGCACCAAGGGCACCUCGUCGUCGCUCCUCGAGAAGCUGUGCCUGUCGCCGGCCGGCAGCGCGUCGUACGCCGUCACGGCCGGGUCGGCCCACGGGUUCGCGGCAGAGCUCGACGGCGGCAGCAGCGAGGGCCGGCCCGCACGCAGGCCCGAGCUCCUCGAGUCGCUCGUGCGGUUCGUCGUCGCCCCUCUCGACGGCGCCCUCGCCGUGCAGGCGGCGCGCAUUGUCGCGCUCUUGUGCCUGUCGACGGCGGCGAGCGAGACGGCGCCGGCGAGCAUGACGGCGCUCUUCGGCGGCAGCGAGGGCCUCGAGCGCCUGUUGACGGCGCUCCUCGCCGUUGUCGAGGACCACCUGGCGGCGCAAGAGGUGCAAGUCGCGAUCUGGGACCUCCUGUCGGCCAUCGUCGACUCGCAACCUGGGCUCGGCAUGCUCCUCGUCACGGGCCGCUCGUCGCCGUUCUCGAUCGACGACCUCGUCCCGGCGCCGCCCAAGGACGACAAGGGCAAGGCGCGCGAGCUCAACGACGCCGAGAAGGCGGCGCAGGAGCUCGCCAAGUCGCUCGCGCCGUCUGCGCCCAAGCCGCUGUCGCGCACGGCCGUCGGCGUCGCCUUGUCGACCCUCGGCACCUGGAGCAGCAUCUGGUCCGAGCGGCCGGCGCUCCUCGCGUCGGUCCUGCGCUUCUUCGACUUUGCGUGGCAGCACCUCGUCGAGUACGGCCCUGCGCUCGACGACUUUCGCGCUCGCACGUCGACCUGGGAGGCGUUCGUCAAGAUCGCGUGCGAGAACCCGGGCUCCGAGCCGCACGACGAGGUCGGCGUCGUCGAGUACUGCCACCGCGUGACGGCUCGCGCUCACGCGGCGCGCAUCCUCGCGCUCGACGUCCAGGCUGCGCUCGCCAAGCCCAAAGCCGAGGACGCCCCGAGCGUCAAGGCGUUCUUUGCCGCGUUCCGCGAUCCUGCCCAGGUCGCCGCCGCGCUCACGUCGGCCAUGGCGUCGUCGUGCGCGCCCGAGCUCCACCAGGGCAUCUACGAGCUCGUGCACGCGACGUUCCCGGGCCUCGACCUCGACGCGCUGCGCAACGCGCCGUCGACCCACCCGCUCGACGAGGCGCGCGAGUUCGGGUCCGAGUACCUGUACGCGCUCGCGCUCGUCCGCCGACGGCUCGACGGCUUUGUCGCCGACGCCGACAGCGCCGUCGACGGCGAUGCACUCGCCGACGUCGUCGCCCAGACGGCCCAGCUCAACCGCAACUUUUCGCUCCUCGAGGCGCAGAUCCUCGACACGCGCUCGUGGCGGCAGCUCCUCGAGACCGUCUCGCCGCUCGUCCGCAAGGAAACGGCGACGCCGUCGACGUCGGCGGUCGGCCUCGUCGCAGAGGAGAUCGCGCGCGAGACUCGCGGCGGCCAGAUCAUGACGACGGUCCAGGCCGAGCGGUUGUCGAUCCUCCUCACGCUCGUGCAGGCCCUCGGGACCGUCGAGCCCGCCAAGGCCAAGGCGCCCCUCGUCGAGCUCGUCGUCAACCUCGCCGCCAUGUUCGCGAGCGAGACGCUCCAGCCGCUCGAGUCGGUCGCCGGGCGCGAGACGCCGCCCGUUCACGUCGCCCUGUUCCGCGCCACUUUCCUCGCCUUCCGACAGCUCGAGGUGUGCGUGCCGACAGCCGAGGCGGCGACCAAGGCGCUCGAGGACGAGCAGCGCGCUCGGGUCGCGGCGGCGACCGAGGCCAUCCUGCGCGACGUCCUGACGGCGACGCGCGACCUCCUUGUACUCGCCCGAGCGCGCAAGGACGUCGACAUCGAGCAAGACAUCGCGCUCGCCGUCGCCGUCGUCUCGCAGGUCCUCAAGUCAGCGUUCGCCCCUCCCGCCGCCGUCUGGCUCGCCCACGUCCACGCGCUCGACCUCUUCCGAUGCGCGUUCGACGUCUUUGUCCACAUGGACCAGCUCGAGCCGGGUCAGCCGCUGUACGCGCAGCACGUCCUCGACCUGUGCCUCGCCAUCGCGACGUCGUCGCCCAGAGCGGCCGAGCAGCUCCCGCUCGAGGGCGCCAUGACGGCCCUGACCAACAACGCCCUGACGGCGGCGGCCGAGGCCGGCGCGAUCGCGCUCGUGUCGCCGACAGACGCGUCGAGGACGCCACAGCACGAGCUGUGGACGUCGAUGCUCGCCCUCGUCGUCGCGCUCGUCGCCGCCCUCGGCGAGUCGACCCGGUUCGUCGAGCAGGACGUGACGGGCUUCGUGCGCCUGUAUGGCCAGCAGGUCGUGCGCGCCCUCAGCUGGACGUCGAGCACGCCUGUGACGGCUGCCGGGCUCGAGGAGCUGUCCGCCGUCGUCGCCCUCAUGCACGGCAUCGCGAGGAGCAGCACGACGCUCGGCGUCUCGCCCUCGUCGCCCGUCGUCGCCGUCGCCAGCGUCUUUGUCGAGCAGAGCCUGCACCUCCUGCAGCACCUCGUCUACGCCCUCCUCCACCCGAACCACCUCGCGGCGCUCGUCGAGGGCCUGACGCCGGCCGAGCGAGGGUACCUCGAGAAGGAGGCGGCCGAGCAGGACGUCGACAAGCGGCCCGUCGCGCAGGCCGUCACGCUCAAGGUCGUCCAGCUCGCGAGGGACCUCGUCGGCGCGCUCGUCGAGUUUGCCGACGCGUGGUCGACCCUCCUCAAGGACCCGAUGGAUUGGCGGUCUGAGCGGGCCGUCGUUCUCCCUACGGCAACGGUCACUGCGGGCGACAAGGCGUCGCUCGGCACCCUCUUCGACCUGAGCACCUUCUGCAUCGACGCGCUCCGCUCCCCACCGACAACCUCGCCCGCACCCUCUCUCCCCUCGUCCUCGCCCUUCCCCUCUCUCCCUCCAGCCUCGCAGCCCGUCCUGCGUGCCGCGUGCGCCGAGACGCUCGAGGCGUGCCUGCUCCUGUCGGCGACGCAGCUCGCGCUGCACGCGCAGCAGCAGGGCGGCGCGUCGCGCGCGCUUCACGAGCUCGGUGGAGAAGUGGUCGAGCUGGUCGACAAGGCGGUGGCGCUGAGCGGGCCCGGGUCGGCCAAGGACGACGAGCGGAACCGCAAGGCGCUGCUCGAGGUGGUGAGGAGGAAGUUGGGCACGUGGGUCUAGCGCGUCGCGUGCAAGUCUGUUCUGCAGCGGCC